Molecule: messenger RNA, 480 nt
Organism: Neohortaea acidophila
Lineage: Eukaryota; Fungi; Ascomycota; Dothideomycetes; Mycosphaerellales; Teratosphaeriaceae
Product: CAP domain-containing protein
Exons: 1
Cellular component (GO): extracellular region
Source: RefSeq, a predicted model, not a curated record
AACUACAUCCCCACGCUCUUGAAGCAGCACAACAUCCACCGAGCCAACCACUCUGCCGCGGACGUCGUGUGGAACUCGACGCUGGCCGACAUUGCGACUCAGAUUGCGCAGAGCUGCACCUUUGCGCAUCAGAGCAUUGACGGCGGCGGCUACGGCCAGAACAUCGCCGCCGGCGUCCCCGCGAGCAAUAUCGCCGCCGUGGUGACGAACCUGUGGUACGACGGCGAAUUCAAUAGCUUCCUGCCGAGCUACUACGGCCAGGCCAAUCCGCCCAACUUUUACGCUUGGGGCCAUUUCUCCCAAGUCGUGUGGAAGGCGACGUCGGAAAUCGGGUGCGGGACGGUGUACUGCAGUAAAGGGCUGGGCGGUGUUGGCUCGGACGUUCCGCCUUGGUUCACGGUGUGCAACUAUCGCGGCCCCGGCAAUGUGGGAGGCCUGUAUGGGAAGAAUAUUGGCAAGCCCUUGGGGCAUCCGAAUGUU